AUUACCCAAAACAGUGGAGGGUAUGUUGCCCAACAUUUUAAGUGUGUGUGUAUUCUCUUCGUUUUUACUUGCGCAGAUUAAUUAUAGUAAUGAUUAUCACGAAGAUGUAUAUUCGGAAUCAAGGAAGUGUUUUCCCGCCUAAGUGACACUCAUCUGGUCCAUGAUCUUUGUACCAUAAAGCUGUCUUUUUAAUAUAUACAGAAGGUCUACGUGCUUGAACAGUGCAGGUACACACGACACGACACAAAGAACAAGGAUUGCACUAUAUAGACAAGCUAGUGAAUUGGUUGUCGUUUUUUAGUGUGGAGUGAAUCAGAAGAUAUAUGCUUCCAAUAUGGCGUGGGUUCUUCAACUAGCUCUCAUAUCCGCAUACGUAUCGGCAGCAUGGAGUGCGAAUAUUUUCAUAUCCGUAACGUAUGGUGAGGGUAGCCAUUAUCUAUCUUCCACUUCAUUUGGAGCUGAGCUGGUAAGACGAGGACACAAUGUAACAUAUCUCAUCAGUAAUGCGUACGAGAAUCGGGCUCUCCACCCAGAGCAUUCUCAACUUUUUCAUUACGAGAUCUUCAACCAUUCAGUGCCUCUUGACAAAGUGUACAAACGGACGAGUGAGAUAGCCGCCCAUGCCUUCAACACCGACUUCAACAUGGACAUGAUCUUCAACCUUCACAAAUGGUUGAACCCUCUUGCCAAAGACUGUCGGGCGGCACUUAGCGACCGGGCUCUCAUGGAGAGAUUACGUAACGCCAACUUUGAUUACACGAUCCUGGACCUGACCUGGAGCUGCAGUGUGCUCCUAGCCGCGUACUUGGAGACACCUAUCGUUCUCUACAACCCGCUGGCAUCACAGUACGACGUCUUUCGUGAUAUUGCAGGAACUCCCUUCAUACCUGCAGUGGUUCCAGAAGGCGUCUUUGGCACCCCUCAGAGGAUGAACUUCAGACAAAGGGUCAUCAGUUUUCUCGGAUCGUUAUUAUUUCAACAGCUGCAAUUUAAAAUGUUUGUUGAGCUUUACAGCCCUCUUCGCCAUGAGUUUGGAAUUCUUGAAGAACAAACCAUAACGGAAUAUGUCGUGAAAAACACAGAUUUGAUACUGACUGCCAGUGACCCAGUUAUUGAUUUGAUUCAUCCUUUACCUCCCAAUGUUAUUGAAGUGGGUGGACUACUAACAAGAGCCGCCAAACCACUUGAAAAGGAGCUUGAUGACUUCAUGAAUAGCUCUGGUGAUGAUGGGGUAAUCAUCCUAUCCCUUGGUACAUACGUCAAGGUGAUGCCUCAGCGACUCAACGAUGUCUUCGCCUCUGUCUUCGCCAACCUACCUCAGAAAGUCAUCUGGCAGCUACCCGACAAUUCACCAACAACUCUGAGCCAAAACAUCAAAACAAUGGGGUGGUUGCCGCAGAAUGAUCUUCUUGGUCAUCCUCGGACGAAACUAUUCAUCUACCAAGGAGGUAACAACGGUCUUUACGAAGCUCUAUAUCAUGGCGUACCUACUUUGGUACUUCCUGUCUUUGCUGAUCAGUUGUGCGUUGCGUCAAGGGUCACGGAGAAAGGAAUGGGCUCAUCCUUGGACAUUCAUACUCUCAGCGCAGAAAAUCUGGACAAGGCGAUUAGAAUGAUAUUAAGCAAUAAUACGUACGCCGAAACCGCCAAACGACUCUCUGCAAUAUACCGCGAUCGCCCUGAAACACCUGCUGAACGCGCUGCAUUCUGGGUAGAACACGUCAUCAAAUUUGGCGGGAAAUACAUGGAAUCGCCUGCUAAACGCCUCAAUUUCAUCCAACUUUCUCUCCUAGAUGUGAUUGCAUUUUUAAUUUUCUGCCUUGUCGUAGUAUUAGCUAUCAUUUUCUUUUCUUGCCGUUGCAUAUUCAGAUGUUGCUUUGCCAUGUGCAAAGACAACAGUAAAAAGAAGAAAGAUUGAUUAUUAAUAUUUCAAGUUUAUUUAAAGAAUGAUAUUCUCAGUUAUCUGAAAUAAAUCGAAACCAAAUGAAUAAUAUUUAAUAGAAAUUGUUUCUUUGUAGUUAGUUACGAUUGUUGACUCAUGACUCUGCCAAAGUGGAAUCGGAUUAUCAGACCACAUCUCGACUUGGGAUAAAUUCGAUUUUCAGUAGACGCACAUGAUUUUGGUGAAAAUCUUUUCGACUUGGCAAAUAUACGUGUACGGAAGUCGACUUGUGCUAAUCAGUAGUGCAAUCCAAUCCGACAUCACACAUGUCAUAAUUCGCUUGAAAAAUGAAAUGGCAUGAACAAUAAAUGUCCUUGAAAAGGCCAAAUCAUCCCGUUCUUUAUAGCAUCUCGACAAAAUGCUUCUUGGGCCUCAUUAUUCAUAAGAACGCUUUAGAGACAGUGGUCCUUCUUUGGUACAAGGAAAGACAGCAAGGGAAAGACAGCACGUGGGGAUGCAAGCGCUUGACAUUCCUCUCUUGGCUUAAUGAUGCUACUGGCACACGGGCCCAUUGACAUCAGUGGCGAACAGCCCCCCCCCCCCCCCCCCGAUUUUUCACGACGAAGAAAAAAAAGGAAAGAGAAUAUAUUUAAUAUUGUAUCAAAAUCUAUCACAAUGUCAAAAUUUUGCUCGCUCCCUUCACUCGCUUGCAACUUUUUUUUUUAAUAAAUUUUGUUUGAUACGCCAUAUCUGGCAGCCCAUACGCCGUUGCCAAGACAGAUAACACAUGUUGAUAGACUACGUCAGAUUCUGACAUGCCACUUUAAUGGAACAAAUGGACGAUCAAUAGAACCAUUUAGUAAUUUUUUGCUAUUUGGCAUUUUCGGAUUUUGAAUUAUUUUAAUGAUGUAUCUUAAUAAAGACGAACAAGCGCGUUGGCUGAUGAGAUAUGACAAUAAGGGAGGACAAUCUAGGUCGGUAUAAUACUUGACAAACUGUCACCUGAGUUUCGUUAGGUUUAUAACUGGUUUGCAUCCCAGUUUGGCUACACUCGAAAAUAAUGUGCAGUGAUUUAACAUAAAUCUAGAUCAGGCUGACAUAUGAAUAGUAACCAGCUGAACAUUUGAUUUAUUUUUAAUCUGAAGUCUCAAAAGAAGCCGCUUGGUCUUGUUUGGUUCUAAACCCUUUUGUGUUUGACCUUUGACAUGUUUGAUAUUUGUAUAUUUUGGUAAUAAGAUUAUUACGUAAUGCAAGGAGUGCAUAAUUAUAAAAAAUGAUGAAUAUGGUUAUAAAUCUUUAUUUCAAUAAAAGGCAAUUUUUCAUGUUUUUUAUUUCUAUCAUAA
This is a messenger RNA of Lytechinus pictus (painted urchin), 3225 nucleotides long. Its product is annotated as UDP-glucuronosyltransferase 2B33-like. Lineage: Eukaryota; Metazoa; Echinodermata; Echinoidea; Temnopleuroida; Toxopneustidae. The record is from RefSeq and is a predicted model, not a curated record. Bases 335 to 1918 code for a protein of 527 amino acids. Gene Ontology annotation, molecular function: UDP-glycosyltransferase activity. The transcript is spliced from 4 exons.